AUGCCUAUCGCAAGCGAGAAGCCAACUUUGCCCUCCCGAUACGUUCUUCGGGCCAAGGAAUCACGAAUGCAUCCCCCACGGCCAGUGCCUCUGGCUUUCGAGAGCUCCCCCCUUAACAAUUGCAACAUUGGUCAUCACCGAGAGAAAAUACCCUUCGAGAAGGUGUUCAGGAUUUUCGGGGACUUCAGGGUCCAGAUUGGCAGUUUUGAAUCUUCAUCUCCCAGCUCGAUCUCUCCAGCCUCACUCGAUCAGACUCUUCUCGCCUCUGUCUCUGUCUCAACGCUCGUGGCUUUGGCUGCUGUCGUCGUCCCAGCUGUCUUUGCUGCUCCUGCUCCGGCCCCUGCCAACCUCAAGAUCCGCAACCUUGAGGCCAGAGAUGUCGUCAAAGACAGCUACAUUGUUGUCUACAACCCUGCCGUCGAGGCCGAUAUUUUCGAAGCGAGCAUUGCCGAGGUCAGCUCCUUGAUCUCCAAGCGUGCCGUCGCUGGUGGUAUCGGAGCCAAGUACACCAUCGGAGACUUCAAGGGUUACCAGAUCACCGCAGACACUGCCACUCUCGCUGAGAUUGCAGCCUCUCCAGAUGUUGCCUACAUUGAGAAGGACCAGAAAGUCUACGCCUCGGCUCUGACUUCUCAGACCGGUGCGACUUGGGGUCUUGGCAGAAUCUCUCACACCCUUCAAGAUUCCACCACCUACAUCUACGACUCCACCGCUGGAUCUGGUACUACUGUCUACGUUGUAGAUACCGGUAUUCUCACCACCCACACCCAAUUUGGUGGCCGUGCUACCUUUGGGGCAAAUUACGUCGACAGAUCCAACACCGAUGGAAACGGACACGGGACCCACUGCGCCGGUACCAUUGCCGGCUCAACGUAUGGCGUUGCCAAGGCUGCAAAGCUCGUCGCUGUGAAGGUUCUGGCCGCUGAUGGAAGCGGAACCACAUCCGGUGUCAUCUCGGGUAUCCAGUAUGUUGGAACCAACGCUCCCGCGAAGUCCGUUCUCAGCAUGUCUCUCGGAGGUACCCUCUCUACCGCCCUGAACACCGCCGUCCGUAACACAAUCGCCAAGGGCGUCACCGUCGUGGUCGCGGCCGGAAACGACAACAAGAACGCCGCCAGCUUCUCCCCGGCGUCCGAGCCGCUCGCCAUCACCGUGGGCGCCAUCGACAUCAACGACAACCGGGCCUCGUUCUCAAACUUUGGCGCCCUCGUAGACAUCUUCGCCCCUGGCGUGAAUGUCCUCUCUUCGUGGAUCGGCAGCAACUCCGCUACCAACACCAUCAGUGGAACCUCCAUGGCAACCCCUCACGUCGCUGGCCUCGCUGCCUACCUGAUUGCCCUCGAGGGUCUCUCUACCCCCGCUGCUGUCCAGGCUCGCAUCAAGGCCCUCGGUAUUGCUGGCAAGGUCAUCAGCCCAGGCACAGGCUCGCCAAACUUGAUCGCAUACAACGGCAACGGUGCUUAA
Drepanopeziza brunnea f. sp. 'multigermtubi' MB_m1 is the source of this 1464-nucleotide messenger RNA. RefSeq lists its product as uncharacterized. The record is from RefSeq and is a predicted model, not a curated record. Gene Ontology annotation, biological process: proteolysis. Gene Ontology annotation, molecular function: serine-type endopeptidase activity. NCBI's taxonomy places the organism in Eukaryota, Fungi, Ascomycota, Leotiomycetes, Helotiales, Drepanopezizaceae.